AUGAAUCCCGUUGCUAAGAAGAAUGAGACUUUUGAUCAGCGGAUGGACGUUAAGCUUAUUUUCAAGAUAGAAACUCCAGUGCUCGAGAUCAGUGAACAAGGAAGCAAGGAGGUGUUCACGGUCUUUUCAAGAGCUCAGGCCAAAUUUUGUUACCGGAAUGAAACCUUUUCGCGCACUGUUGAAAUCCUCUUGAAGGCUGCCUGUUCGGAAUAG
Molecule: messenger RNA, 213 nt
Organism: Sclerotinia sclerotiorum 1980 UF-70
Lineage: Eukaryota; Fungi; Ascomycota; Leotiomycetes; Helotiales; Sclerotiniaceae
Exons: 2
Coding region: 1-213 (70 amino acids)
Source: RefSeq, a predicted model, not a curated record